UCAUCACCAUCUUGCCUCCAUCUCCCUCCCCUCCCAAGCCCGCACGCCUCCACGCAUCGAGCCUGGAGACGCGCUGCUUGCUUCUUGUCGGCGCCCCAUGCGAUUCUGACAUAUCCAUGCAUCGCUCUGCCAUCUCGUUUCUUCACUUGUAGUUACUACUAGCAUACGUGACCGCCUCUGCUGCUAACCUGCAGGAAUCUCCUAUCAUGGCCAACUAUCAGCCCGCGCCGCCGUUCUUCGGCCGCUCCUAUCCCAUGCCCCUCCCGCCGCCGCCAAACGUCACCCCGGCCAGCUUCCAAAACCAGCCGCCGCAGUCGCAGCAGCAGCCGCCGCCGCCGUCGCAGCAACCGCAGGCGCAGUCGGCGGCCGCCUUCCAGCAGAACGCGUCGCUGCCUCACCAAAUGGACUUUACUACCUUUUCCACCCUCUUCAACAACGGCACCCUCCCGCCGCCCGUCUUUCCCCCGCCGUUCGCAGGCCAGCCAGGCUUUCUUCCACCUCCGCCCAUUCCUUUUCCUGGCUUUCAGCCUCCGGCGCUUGGCUUCCCCGUGCCACCUCCCCAGGCCAUGUCUGUCCCUCAGCUUCCACCAACGCUGCCGGUCAAACCGGCUCCUCCCGCGCACAACAAUCGAGUCUCGGAACUGGUAGGCGACAAAGAGGAGGGUGAGCUGAGUGACGACGUCAGGCCGAAAGCCGCGACGGACUACACGGCUUCGAACGCAAUGCGCUCGGGUGUAGCUCGUCAAGGCGAGGCUCGCGAUCAGCAACUGGCGAGCGGCGACAGGUACCGUCCUGGGGCUGAAGCCGCCUCUCCUCGUGGUUACGGGUUGCGGAGCGAGAUUGGCAAGUAUGAUCGCGGUAGCCAUCGCGAUGAGUACAGGCCCGAAUCCUCGCAGAUGCAGAGACCUCGUGACGGGCGAUCACCUGUCUCUUCUUCGAGAGAGCUUCCGCACCGCAGCAGCAGAGGUUAUGAUACUUAUCGUCCCGAACAUGAUCGUGCAUAUAUAUCCCAGUACUCGAAAUCUUCGAACCAGCAACCGUCCGUGCAAUCUUCUUCUGCCAUUGCACAAGAUACUAAGCCUGAAGAAAGGAGCUCGCCAAACGGUGAGAAAUCCAUUCCGUUGGCAAAGCAGAGGGAGGAGUCGAUUGCUUUCGUCAAGGUCCUGAAAGAUCAGGGUUACGGUUUUGCAGACUUGGUCAAGGAGAAUCUUGACCCCAAGCUCCUCGGGGAGAUUUUCGUUCAUCUUUCAAAGAUCUCCCCCCGGUUAACACAAGCGCAGCCUGUUAACGCGUCUUCAAACGCUCCUCCCCCACAGGUAAACGCUCAUGCUGCGGCGCCUGUCGGUAACGCUGCAGGAAUAUCCUUGUCUACUUCUGUGAAGCCGGUACAAGCGACUGCCCCAGCUGUACGGUCAAGUUCGGGUGCCUCUCCGUUGCCUGCUGUGCCCGUGGCUGCCGCGCCAGUGCAAGACAGUACCUCGGCGAAGCUUACCCGCAAACCUACGGUAACUAUCCCUGCUACGAAGCCUGCAGUCACGCAAGUCACAUCCCCGCCUGUAGACCGUGCCGAGUACAUCAAGCGUUUGAUGGCGGCCAAGAGCGGCAAGGCAAGCUCGACGGCCCAGCCGCCAGCGCCACCUGCUGCUGUUCCAGAGAAGGCGCCUGUUGCGCCUCAGGUACAACCUACAAAGAAUGCUUCGAGCGCGCCAAAGCCCAACGCUCCUGCAGAGUCUGCUAAGGCUGUAGAUCCGGUCGAUCCGGGAGCUCUUGCUGCCCAAAAGAAAGCCGCUCAGAAUGAGCUCUUGCGCAAGAAGAUUGAGGCGCUCAAGCUUCCACGGCAAAAACCUGCGGUUGAGCAGCAAAAUGGAUCAGCCAAUCAAAGUACCGGCGCGCAGACACCUGCGACUAUCAACACAACUGAAACUGCUACUCCUCCCCACGAUGCAUCCAGCGCCCAUGCAGUCGAUACGAACGCAGUUUCAGUCGAUCAGAAAUCGCCGGCUGCUUUGCCUUCCGCCGUGCAUGCACAGUCGCCUAGAGGGAUACCUGGUUUGUUCAUGACGUCUACUGAGCCCCAGUCGCAAGCCUCGAACAAGCCUGCGCCGGCACCUGCCCCCGCAGCUCCUAUCAACCAGGGGCGUAAGCGGCCAGUGGCGGCGGAUUUUGAGGACAUGCAACGCGCCACCCCCUCGAUGUUCAAGCGUCCCUUCGGUCAAAGCAGAUAUGAGAACGAUCAUCAGGAUCUGAUCAUUGAAGUGAGUGACGAUGAGUCUGAAGGUAGCGACAUGGAUGUUGACGAUGAUCUUGAGGAGACGCAACCUGCUCCGGUGGCUGCAAAGUCAUCUGGUUACUCUCAGACUGCCGCCGCGCGCAACUUGCCGCCACUCACAGACUUCCCGUCGAGGCCCAAUUUCGGCCAGAAUGGCUCGACUCAAGCCACCACCCCUGCCGUUCAAACUCCAGGGACAGCAGAUGAUCUGAGACGGAAAGAGGAAGAGCUUGCUGCUUUGAAAAAGAAGUUGGCUGAGCGGCAACUUCAGCAAAAGGCCAAACUCCAAUCCAGCCGCGCUUCGACUCCUGUGAUGGCGAAGCAGUCAGCGCCGGCUUCCGCUCCGCAGAGUAUCGUCGCUACUCCGCCGUCAGCUACGUACCAAGCAAAUGAGAUGCCGAUUCUGUCACACGCAGACCAGCGCUCUGCGCAUACAGGUACAAGCCCUGCUGGUACGGCUGCGCCUGCCGCCAAGGAACGCAGCGUCUCUCUUGUAGGAGAUCGGAGCAGCGUGUCGCAAUCACCAGCCGAAUCUGAGUGGAGGCGGCGCAGACGAGCUGAACUUCAGUCUAGUAUCUUUGCCUCAGAAGCCGGGCUCAGUACCAAUUUGUCGAGACUCGAGCAGCUUAAGAGAGAAAUGGAGCAGAUUGAGGCAGAGAAUCGCAAGCGGCAGUUGGAGAAAGAACAGCUUAUCGAUGAGCUUGAGGGCCUUGGUAUUGACACGGAGGGGAUGCCGCACGAGGAGCUUCAAGCUAAGAAGAACGAGAUCAUGCAGCAGCAAGAGUCUGAAGCUGCCAAUCUCGAAGCUUCCAAAGGCCUCUCUCAGGAAAAUGCCGCCCCAGAAAGUCAAGAUCCCAUUACUGAUGCUUCGCGUCAAGACGUCGACAUGCUCCUACCUGCCGAGGCGAAACUUGACAAUGUUUCGCAGGUGCCUACACAGGAAGCAGUCGUCGCGGAUGGUGCCAAAAAUAUAUCCGAGGGCGAGGUGGAAGACGAAUCCGACACUACCGAUGCCGAGAUGGAGAUGUCCGACAGCGAAGCUGAAGACGAUUACGAGCCGAGUCCAGUUCAGCCGCUGGCUUCCGUUCCAGCGGUAGAGCCUGUGACUGGUGAGAGUGUCCGGCAGCUUUCCAAGACUGUCAACGCUGACCCAAAGCCUGCCCUUCCCGCGGAAUCGUCGGAGCAAGAAGACACCGAAGACUUCUAUUCCCCCGAGCCCUCUGGCGAAGCGGCGCAGAAGGCUCCGGGUGGCGAUGCUGCCGCUCAGGUCGCCAACGAUUCUCCGUACAGUUUCGGAGACAGCCAAGAGGAUGAUGACAUCACUGCCCGAGACGAGAACAUGGACACCCAAGAGCCACCGAAGCCUGCGCCUACCGACAUCGCUGAUGCCGAGUCCGACGUUGCUAUGGACGAGGACGAAGACGACUACGAGCCGUCGGACGCUAUCCCAGAGGCAGCGCAUGCUGCAUCUUCUGCGCCCACGAGCGAGUACCCCACGCCCCGGACUAAAUCUCCUGCCGAUCUUACCGGGCUGGAACCUGCUCAACUCACUGCAGACACUCAGGCCACCACAACCUCUGAGCCCACACCCGCCGUGUCUGCGUCAGCGUCAGAGGGGUUCUCCCGAUCACCUCCAACCCAAGUUGCUGUCGUAGCUGAUGACCUGGCUCCAGAGCUCCAGCCGCCAUCUUCUCAGGAAUUACAGCCGUCACAAACCGCACUCUUACCCAGUGAGCCGGCGAUCCCGUCGCGCUUUACCCCCUACGAAAGCCCACUCAAGCAGUUCAGGGCGUAUCGGUAUCAUCCAGAAUACUCCCGGAGCGUGCCCGGGGGGUUUCGGUCACUUACCUACAGCCACGAGAUCGAUCCCAUCAAGCCAGUCUGUCCUUACGAAUUAGCAGGGGGCAUUUGCAAUGACAAUGAGUGCGAUGGACAGCACUUCCGCGCCAUGGGACUAAGUGCUGACUCUAGGCGGCUUAACCAUGUAGAAGAUAAAGUGCUUGUGCAACUGGGGAUUGUAAACCCCGGGCGCACAGAGGAAGAACAAACAGAGUGGCGCGCUGGCCUCAAGCAAGUGCUCAAGCAGUUGCGUGAGCAGAACGUAAAAAACGCCGAGUCCGUCGCCUCCGCCAUCACCGAGUAUCGCCGCGAAUUCCUCAAGGACCCCAGUAGAGUGCUCAAUCUUUGA
Molecule: messenger RNA, 4457 nt
Organism: Aplosporella prunicola CBS 121167
Lineage: Eukaryota; Fungi; Ascomycota; Dothideomycetes; Botryosphaeriales; Aplosporellaceae
Exons: 5
Coding region: 207-4457 (1416 amino acids)
Cellular component (GO): exosome (RNase complex); nucleus
Source: RefSeq, a predicted model, not a curated record